AAGCAGUAACGCUGGCUUUUUUGUUGGUGUGUUAAAAGAAGGGGAACUUGGUUUUAGCCUUUUCUUUUGUUUUUCCGUUCAUUAACUGAGAAUUAAGGAAGCCCAAAUGGCAUUGAGUUCCGAUUUGAGAUCUAGAGGAAGUAAAACAGUUUCUUUUUGUUCUCUGUGAAGGAAAGGGUGAGGAGGCAAGACCAAUCUCAAGGGUGUAUCCAUGGAGACAAUAUCUCCAUCGUCUUCUUCUAUGUCCACACGAAUGGAAGGUUCGACCUUCGAUGAGCUUUCGAUGCAUCAGAGCCUUCUUUUCUCUGAUAGUUUGAAGGAUUUGAAGAAUUUGAGGUCUCAAUUGUACUCAGCAGCGGAGUAUUUCGAGUUAUCCUACACCAAUGACGACCAAAAGGAAAUAGUGGUGAACACCUUGAAAGAUUAUGCCGUCAAGGCUCUUGUUAAUACCGUGGAUCAUUUGGGUUCUGUGUCAUUCAAAGUAAACGGCCUUCUUGAUGAAAAGGUUGAUGAGGUUUCUGGGACUGAACUCAAGGUUUCCUGUAUUGAACAGAGACUUCGGACAUGCCAAGAGUAUAUUGACAGAGAAGGACUUUCUCAACAGUCUUUGGUGAUAACAGCUCCCAAGUACCAUAAGCGAUACAUAAUACCAGUAGGUGCAUCCAUGCCUGAAUCAGGGAGACAUGCUGUUCCCCAAUAUGAAGAAUUUAAUCAACCCUUGGAUGAGAUUGAGUCACAGCUAUUUCAGUCUGCUGUACGUUCAACAAUCAGGGAUAGGCCAGCUUCAUUCAGGAGAGCACGUUCCCCAUCACCAUCUCCUCGUGCUCGUUCUUCAUCUCCUUUAAAAUUGCGCUCCUUAUCGCCAUCCCCCCACCCAGGGAGACAUAUUACUACUGAUAGAAGAGCUGUCUCUCCACUUCCAACAUCAAAUCCUCUUGCACGCUCAGGAUCGAUGACUGCUAGGCCAACUCUUCUCAACUCAUCAAGCACUAGACGACGGUUUCCUCAAGAAACUCAGAAAUCAUCGUCUAUGCGCUUGCAUGCUGAAAGGAUUGAUCAUAAAGAGGACGAGCACAACCCGGGUAAAAGCAAAGGUUUCCUCAAGUCUCUUCUCACCAGGCGCAGGACUAGGAAAGAUGAGAUGCUGUAUAGUUACCUGGACGAAUACUGAUAUAGUCAUUUGCUCAUGUUGAGAUCACGGAUAAGAAAAUCCCAAGCAUCUCAAAAGUCAUUAUCCUUACUCAUCAGAAUUUGGUUUUAUAUUUGUCUCCUAAUUUUCUGUUAUCGCCGCUCUCAUAGGAUAUUACUGUGUAAAGUCCGAUCUCUCCCUUCUCCAGUUGAAAGAGUUCUGUAUUAAUUUUGUAUGCCAAACAAUAUAUCGGGAAGAAAUCAAAUGCAUUUUUGCUCCCUUU
Messenger RNA from Asparagus officinalis (garden asparagus), 1412 nucleotides. RefSeq names its product protein ABIL3-like. The transcript is spliced from 10 exons. Bases 212 to 1171 code for a protein of 319 amino acids. NCBI's taxonomy places the organism in Eukaryota, Viridiplantae, Streptophyta, Magnoliopsida, Asparagales, Asparagaceae. The record is from RefSeq and is a predicted model, not a curated record.